This is a messenger RNA of Trypanosoma rangeli, 1989 nucleotides long. Its product is annotated as eukaryotic release factor 3. The transcript has a single exon. The coding region runs from base 1 to 1989 and encodes 662 amino acids. NCBI's taxonomy places the organism in Eukaryota, Euglenozoa, Kinetoplastea, Trypanosomatida, Trypanosomatidae. Gene Ontology annotation, biological process: translation. The record is from RefSeq and is a predicted model, not a curated record. Gene Ontology annotation, molecular function: translation release factor activity; GTP binding; GTPase activity. Gene Ontology annotation, cellular component: translation release factor complex.
AUGUCUGGAUGGGCCCAACCGGGUGGGUUUAAUCCCAAUGCGAAUGCCUACAACCCACAAGGUCAGCAGGGCUACUACCCACCCCAGCAGCAGCAGCAGCAGCAGGGCGGUGGCGGCUACAGUGGUUAUGCUGGUGGCUACUAUCCACCACAACAACAACCCCAACGGGGGGGCUAUGGCGGCUACUCCGGUGGCUACUAUCCACCCCAGCAGCAGCAGCAGCAGCAGCAGCAGCCACCACAGCAGCCAUUACAGCCACAAGGUGAAUACUCCAGUGGGUAUGCCUCUCCAACCUCAGUGGAUAAUACUACAGGCACGGCUCCACAGAGGCAACAGGAAAAAACAAAGGUCGCUGAAGUGGAUUUGGGAAAACUUUCACUUGGUGGUGGCACUUCGGAACCCGUGGUAAUGCCCAAAAAGGGGAAGGGUGGCAUGCUGUCUCUCGGAAAAAAAAAGACUGAGGAGGCCAAACCAAAAAAUGAGAACACCAAGGCAGAAGAGGAGAGCAAAGAGGGAUCCUCUGCCGCGGCGAAAACGUCUGACGAUAAAAAGGAAGGCGUGACCUCGAUCUCUAAGAUGUCUCCAGAGGAGCUGCGCGAAUACGUGAAGAAGGAGAUAGCAAAACAACGUGAAAGUAAUAAAAAGGACUUUGUUCGCGAUCCACGUCCGCAUUUUAACAUUGUAUUCUGUGGGCACGUGGAUGCUGGUAAGUCCACCAUUUCCGGCCACCUGCUCAUGGAGAAGGGUUUGGUAGAUCAGCGUGAGAUGGACAAGCUGCGCCGGGAAGCCGAGGUAUACCACCGCGAGGGUUGGGAAUACGCCUACGUUAUGGAUGUCUCGGAGGAGGAGCGGUCAAAAGGUAUCACCCGCGAGACAGGUGCGGCCUACAUUGAGACAGAAAAACGUCGUGUGACGAUUCUCGACGCCCCAGGACAUAAGGCUUUUGUGCCAUCUAUGAUUGGUGGAGCGACACAGGCAGACAUUUGUGUGCUUGUCAUUUCCAGUCGUAAAGGUGAAUUUGAGACGGGAUUUGAGAAGGGCGGUCAGACACGGGAGCAUGCGAUGCUAGUGCGCACGUGUGGUGUAAAGCAAAUGAUCUGCGUCAUCAACAAGAUGGAUGAGUGUGGGUGGGACAAGGGUCGAUAUGAUGAGAUUGUGGGAAAACUGAAACCCUUCCUUCGACAAAACGGCUACGAUGAGGAAAGAGGAAAAAAUCUUUGCUUUAUUCCCAUUGCCGGUCUUUCCGGGGAAAACCUUAUUCAUCGUUCCGCGGACGACAUAUGCCCAUGGUAUAAGGGGCCCACAAUGAUGGACUUCAUUGAUAAUCUCGUGUUGCCAGAGACAAAAAGUGAGAACGACGUGCUUUGCAUUCCCUUAGUUGGUUACUAUAAGGAUGAUGGGCGUAUAUUCAUCUACGGAAAGGUGGAGUCUGGUUCCAUCGCAGUUGGCGAAAAGCUUCAAAUCCUCCCAACCAAGUUGGAGGCAUUUGUCGAGGGCAUUUCCAUUGAAUCGACAGAGUUUGAAAAGUGUUAUCCCGGCGACAAUGUACACCUGCGGAUGCGUGGUCUGGAUGAGGGCGACAUUCACGCAGGCUAUGUGGCCACGUCCAUCCCAACCUCGCUUCGCGCUGUGGAGUAUUUUCAGGCUCGUGUGGUGAUUCUCGACGUUAAGAAUAUCAUUUGCGCCGGCUCACGUGUCAUGCUACAUGCGCAUGCCGCCCAAGAGGAGGCGUGUUUCCAUAAGCUGCUGGCAAAAGUUGACAAAAAGACAGGUGGGGUGUUGGAAAAGGAGCCCACCCACGCAAAGGCUGGCGAUGUGGUGAUUGCACGUAUGGAGUUGGAACGUUCUGUGGUAUUAGAGCCUCAUAAGGAGUUUGAUAAAAUGGGACGAUUUAUGCUGCGCGACGACGGAAAAACUAUCGCUAUUGGUCUUGUCAUGAAACUUUACGAAUCUACCAAGGAGUCACUCGUCAAAUCUGGCAAGUCGUAA